Lemur catta (Ring-tailed lemur) is the source of this 4688-nucleotide messenger RNA. RefSeq names its product enhancer of polycomb homolog 2 (gene EPC2). The record is from RefSeq and is a predicted model, not a curated record. The transcript has 14 exons. The coding region runs from base 269 to 2701 and encodes 810 amino acids. Gene Ontology annotation, biological process: regulation of transcription by RNA polymerase II. Gene Ontology annotation, cellular component: piccolo histone acetyltransferase complex. Lineage: Eukaryota; Metazoa; Chordata; Mammalia; Primates; Lemuridae.
GGUAAUGUCCGCCAUGUUGGCCAUGGCGCAGGGAGCGGAUCGGGCGGGCGAGCGGCGGAUCUAGUGUGUGGAAGCGGCCGCGGGCGGCGGGGGGCUGUUUUCGGGCGGGGUGGGCGCCCAUGCUGUGGCCGGGGGCAGUGAGGAGGAGGAGGAGCGGGCCGGCCGCGCUGCACUGAGGAAGGAGGUGGAGGAGGCGGCGGGAGUCCUCCCCCCCUCCCCGCCCGCCCCGCCGCCGCCGCCCGGGCUGUUCCUGUAAGGCGGGGAGACAAUGAGUAAACUCUCCUUCCGAGCGCGGGCGCUGGACGCCGCCAAACCGCUGCCCAUCUACCGCGGCAAGGACAUGCCUGAUCUCAACGACUGCGUCUCCAUCAACCGGGCCGUGCCCCAGAUGCCCACCGGGAUGGAGAAGGAGGAGGAAUCGGAACAUCAUUUACAGCGAGCUAUUUCAGCACAGCAAGUGUUUAGAGAAAAAAAAGAGAGCAUGGUCAUUCCUGUUCCUGAGGCAGAGAGCAACGUCAACUAUUACAAUCGCUUGUACAAAGGAGAGUUUAAACAGCCAAAACAGUUCAUUCAUAUUCAGCCUUUUAAUCUAGACAACGAGCAACCAGAUUAUGAUAUGGAUUCAGAAGAUGAGACCUUAUUAAAUAGACUUAACAGAAAGAUGGAAAUUAAGCCUUUGCAAUUUGAAAUUAUGAUUGACAGACUUGAAAAAGCCAGUUCUAAUCAGCUUGUAACACUUCAAGAAGCAAAACUGCUGCUAAACGAAGAUGAUUACCUUAUUAAAGCUGUAUAUGACUACUGGGUGAGAAAACGUAAAAACUGCAGGGGACCAUCUCUCAUUCCUCAGAUAAAACAAGAGAAAAGAGAUGGUUCUACCAACAAUGACCCUUAUGUUGCCUUUCGGAGGAGAACAGAGAAAAUGCAAACUCGAAAGAAUCGUAAGAAUGAUGAAGCUUCAUAUGAAAAGAUGUUGAAACUGAGACGAGAGUUUAGUAGAGCCAUAACAAUUUUGGAAAUGAUUAAGAGAAGAGAGAAAACAAAACGAGAAUUAUUGCACUUAACCUUGGAAGUUGUGGAAAAAAGGUAUCAUUUGGGAGACUAUGGUGGUGAAAUCCUUAAUGAAGUGAAAAUCAAUAGAUCAGAAAAAGACUUAUAUGCCACUCCAGCAACUCUUCAUAAUGGAAAUCAUCAUAAAGUCCAAGAAUGUAAAACUAAGCACCCUCAUCAUUUGUCUUUGAAAGAAGAGGCUUCUGAUGUGGUUCGUCAAAAGAAGAAGUACCCAAAGAAGCCUAAAGCAGAGGCUUUGAUAACAUCUCAGCAACCCACUCCUGAGACAUUGCCUGUGAUCAAUAAGAGUGACAUUAAGCAAUAUGACUUUCACAGCUCAGAUGAAGAUGAAUUUCCACAGGUACCUUCCCCAGUAUCGGAACCCGAAGAAGAAAAUGAUCCUGAUGGUCCCUGUGCUUUCAGAAGGCGGGCAGGAUGCCAGUAUUAUGCUCCUCGUUUGGACCAAGCUAACCAUUCGUGUGAAAAUGCAGAAGUGGCAGAUUUGGCAGAUUUGGAUAAGUUGAGGUAUAGGCAUUGCCUUACAACACUUACAGUCCCAAGAAGAUGUAUAGGAUUUGCAAGGAGGCGGAUUGGCAGAGGUGGAAGGGUCAUAAUGGACCGAAUAUCCACAGAACAUGACCCAGUCCUGAAACAGAUAGACCCUGAAAUGCUGAAUAGUUUUUCAAGCUCUUCCCAAACUAUAGACUUUUCUUCUAAUUUCUCUCGGACCAAUGCUUCCAGUAAACAUUGUGAAAAUAGACUGUCCCUUUCUGAAAUAUUAAGCAAUAUCAGAUCAUGUCGACUACAGUGUUUCCAGCCAAGGCUACUAAAUUUACAGGACAGUGAUAGUGAAGAAUGUACCUCAAGAAAACCAGGGCAGACUGUGAACAAUAAAAGAGUUUCUGCGGCAUCUGUAGCUUUAUUGAACACCAGCAAGAAUGGCAUAUCAGUAACAGGGGGUAUCACAGAAGAGCAGUUUCAGACGCAUCAACAGCAGUUAGUUCAAAUGCAAAGGCAGCAACUUGCUCAGCUUCAGCAGAAACAGCAAUCUCAGCAUUCCUCGCAACAGACACAUCCAAAAGCACAGGGCUCAAGCACCUCUGACUGUAUGUCUAAAACACUUGACUCAGCCAGCGCCCACUUUGCUGCAUCUGCAGUGGUCAGUGCACCUGUUCCAAGUCGCAGUGAGGUAGCCAAGGAACAGAAUACUGGCCACAACAACAUAAACGGUGUUGUCCAGCCUUCAGGAACCUCUAAAACAUUGUACUCCACCAAUAUGGCUUUAUCAUCCAGCCCAGGGAUUUCAGCAGUACAACUUGUAAGGACAGUUGGCCACACCACUACAAACCACUUAAUCCCAGCAUUGUGCACAAGCAGUCCUCAAACACUUCCCAUGAACAAUUCCUGCCUGACAAACGCAGUGCACCUCAAUAACGUCAGUGUUGUUUCUCCAGUCAAUGUGCAUAUCAAUACACGGACUUCAGCACCAUCGCCAACAGCCUUAAAACUUGCCACAGUUGCUGCCAGUAUGGACAGAGUGCCAAAGGUUACUCCCAGCAGUGCCAUCAGCAGCAUAGCAAGAGAGAACCACGAACCAGAAAGAUUGGGUUUAAAUGGAAUAGCAGAGACAACAGUAGCUAUGGAAGUGACAUAACCUGAAACAUGUGGCUUUGACCUGUGCUGAUGAUGUGCAGUCAUUCGUAUUCCAGCUAAAUGCAAAAGGUGACACUCUGUGGAUCACAGAGUGUAACAAUGGACCUAAAUGGACUACAGUAUAUCAGAUGUUAAAUCGAUAUAUGAUGUAUAUUUUGUAAAAUUGGGAAAAUCACUACCUUGUAAAAUAGUUUAUUUGUAUCAUCAAUAUUAUUUCUGUUACUUGAAUAGUAGAUAUUCAUCAUCAUGCUUUUGCACUUGAAUUUGCAACUGAAUGGAUUUUAAAAAAUAAUUCUUUAAUGGGAUCAUGAGCAUGAAAUGGGAUCCUGCAUCACUUGUUUUAACUAUUUAUUUUGCCAUGUUUACAUUUUGUAUCUUGUAAAAAUAAAUCCAACUUUGUGUCUAAAAAGUUAAAGAUUCAUAGCUAGGAAAUGAAAUUCUUGUAAUUUUUUUCUAAAGGAACUGUAAAGUUUUCACUUGGUUCAUUUUGUUUCACAAUUUGACUAGAUGGACUUUUUGGUAAAUACUUUAGUGGCAUUUCACUGUCAAAUAUGAAGUUCAAGGCAAAAUAGUAUUUUCUAUUACCGUGCAGGGGAAAGGGAUGGAUCGAUACAUGCAAAUUUAAUGUAGUAACUUCACUUUUCCAUAUAUUUUGAAUGUAUAUUUCUAUUUAUAAUACCAGUUUAUAAAAAAUAAUUACACAGAAAAAUGGACUAGGAAAAAUUAUGCAUCUAGCACAUUUAAACUGUGCAGAUAUGAAAAUUUUUCAAGGAUUACAUUUUAUCUGAAGACUGCGUAUUUUAACUGGCUUUAAAACUGUAACUCACCACAUAAAAGAUAUUUUACCAGGUAUGUAUUGCAUUAUAUCAUUGCAAUAAUUAUUGGAAGUCUAGAUAUCGAGCCAUCCCAGGUGUUGGGGCAGGGUGGGGGGAGGGUUGUGGCAAGAUUGUCUUUUCAAUUUUGGAGAGUUUUCCUGUGGCUACAAGGCAAGUAACGGGUUGGAAAAAGUCUGACUGUAAGCGUUGGACACCUUCAUAGUGUAGUGUUUUAGUGACUUUUUUUAUACGGUUCUUGUAAAUUAGAUACGUGUAGUGGUGUUUCAGAAUGUUUGUUUAUGCACUAGUUCAGACAACUUUCCCUGUUACUUGUUCUUGAUAAGUGAAAACUGCAGGGAAAUAAAAAAUACAUAUCAAAACAUGGACAUGCUGCAUAUGUGUUUAUUUCACAAUGUGCACACAGUAUAAGUGGAAAUUUAAGGGAGAUGAUAGCACUUAACAGCACUUUUCAUUUUCACAGUGCUUUCUAAGCAUUAAUGGAAAGAAUAUAAGCAGCUCAUCUGUGGGCACUAUUGGGUUUCAGAUAAUCCAAUAUAAACUACCUUUGAUAUGAAAAGUUCUUAAAAUAUUUUACAGAAUGUAAGUAAUUUGCAGGAUACUAGUCAUUGAAAUCUCAUAAAUGAGCCUCAUUUUAUAAAUAAAAAUUUAGAGUAGAAUUAUAUUGCAAGGGGGUUUUGUCAAGUAAGUACUGGGAAAUGUAAAUAUUUUUAAUGAAUAUAAUUAAAACCAUUUCAAACUUACAUAAUUUUAUACUUUACAUUUUUUAUAUCUGCAGUCCUGAAAGUUGUAAAUUGAUAUGUCAGUUGAAUUAAUGGGCCAAGAUUUCUGCUGAGAGUGGUUUUUAUUCAGGUCCUAAAUAUGUAAAGCAAUUUAUGGUCAAAACCAUAGGAAAAAAUAAAUUUAAUUUCUUCAUUGGUUGUGACCUGAUAGGAUCCAUGCUCAUUUCUGCCAUACUACCUCUGGAGUUACUCACUCAUUGCUGAUUAUAUAAAGGAAAUAAUUUUGAUUUGAUAUGUAUUAUGACUGUGUUCAUUCUGCUUAUAGUUGGAUGUAUCUCUCCUUGCUAUUAAGAACUUAAAACUUUAGUGCCAAUUUCAGUGAAAGCUUUUUUUCCCGUUUUACUGAAGUAAAGCAUGAAGUGAAUUUGCCUUA